AUGCGCACACGCAAAGCCAACAAGUCCAAACGAUUCAGCUUUGCCGACACUUACGGCAUCGAGUCGGACGAGGGGUCGGACGGGCCGGCUGAGGUCGAGGAUUCUGACGAGGACGACGAUGUCGACUUUGAUGUAACGAAAGAUGCCGAUGAGGGGCAAGGUGGCAGCGACGAAGAUGAAGACGACGACGAGCCCGAUGGAGCUGUUGAGGAUGAGGAGCCACUGGGAGAGGGGGAGGAGCCUGAAGCGGUCGAUGGGGAUGACAUCGUUCCUGUCGAAUCCGAGGACGACGGCGGCGACGAUACAGCCAGGAAGCGCCAAAACAGAGUUCCGAGGGGCAGAGGCAGAUGGAAGAAGAACCUCCCUAAGCGCGCAACUGUUCAUGGCGUGCCUCCGUACCCAACCGACCUGCGGAAAACCCGGGUGUAUGAUGGGCCCUUGAAGCGAUGGACCCGCAGCCACCAGCUUCUCGUCAUGCUAUACGGACCCGGCGAGGCACGCAUCGCUGUCGCAAGAGGCAUGUUCAAGAAAUGGUUUGCGAACCAGGUGCUCCCUAGCAGAACUCACACUGGCAGAGGGGGUGUCAUGCAGAGUCCCUGGUUGGCCGAGGACUACGAGUUGAAACAGAGACAAUGGGCCAGGCUAUGGUACGAGAAGUGUCGCUCUGCCAAGCAAAUUCAACGCUCUCGCAAGAUCCGGCCGGACCACGUCGAGAUGUUCAAGCCAGCCUCGGACAGCUUGAUAUGUUUCGUAGGCCCCUUCAACAACCAGACCCAGGUGCGAUCCAGCUACGGGUUUGGGCAGCCUGUCUCGGAAACUGGACAGCCGCAAGCCGCGAUCGAUCCAAGCUUACAGGAUGGUGCUACACCAGCUAGUGGCUGGCUGUUGGACACAGGCGGCUUGCCACUGGGCAUCGGCUGGGCACCGGUCACGGGACGCCAGGAACAGUACCUGGCCGUUUGUACGGUUCCGCCUUCGGACCAGGAGCUCAGGCUGUCGCGUGUACCUGAAGAAGACCCAGAAGAGAAGAAGAGGGGCAGUAUCCAGAUAUGGUCGAUCCCAUGCCACAAAGAUGGCGGUGGCUAUGCCGGCUUGGUCCACCAUCUUUGGUUCGACUGGGGUCGACCGAAGCGACUACAAUGGUGCCCUGUCCCUUCGCCUGACGACUCGAAAGUCGGGCUACUCGCCGUCUUGUGUGGGGAUGGUCAAGUCAGGGUCGUCGAGAUUUCCAAGCCAACUUCUGGCCAGACAAACUAUGAAUGGAUCACGAACCCGGUUGCCACCGUCGGCUUCACGGACGAGUACAUGGUCCUCGCAACAUCUCUCACCUGGGUCAACACCAACCGCCUCUGUCUGGGCCACACCGAUGGCUCAAUCAGCCUCUGGUCUAUCUACCCCCGGCAGAUGUUGAUGCGGAAAUCCGUCCACAUUAGCUACAUUCUCGACAUCGCCAGCGGCUUCCCUUCAUACCCCUAUCACAUCUCCUCCACACCCGUGGGCGGUUGCCCGACCGUGACCGACCUCAAUCUCCCGAGUGCCGAGACUACGUACAUCCCCAUGGUCGGCGCCGUCAACUUCCAGCACAACCUCGUGGACUGGAACGACCACUUGCAGGGCUUCUUCGGCAUGCACCCGGCGCCGAUCCCGCACAACACCAUCAUCGGGUGGGGCCACAUCCGCUACUACAUGCAGAGCCGCACGCUCAUGACGACGCCCAGCCCGCCCAUGUGCCUCGCGUCCGGGCGGACGCACCCCUUCACCCUGGUCGGCUGCGCGGACGGCAGCCUGUGGGCCAUCAACCCGCUGCGCAUCCUGCUCAAGGACCGCGGCGACCCCAUCUACAAGCUCAAGGUCCUGCAGCACGAGUUCCGGCCCGCGGCCAAGCUCGGCGGCGGCGUGCCGCUGCCGCUGCUGCAGCCGGGCGAGGAGGCCGUCCGCGGCGCAGCGAGGAUCCUGCAGGGCUUCCUGCCCGAGAUGAACAGCAACCCGCGCGCCGAGUACGUGAGGGAGCAGAACAAGAAGAGGAACGAGGCGAACAGGAGGAAGUCCAAGGGCAAGGGGAAGAAGAAGGCGCUCGAUGACGGUGAUAUGGAUAUCGAUGACGAGGAUGACUUGCUGACGAAGGGGGAGGGCAAGGCGCUGUCGAAGCUGCUGGAUGAGACCAGAGCCGUUGUCCACGACGCAAGGACGAGAGUCGUGGUGGCAGCGUGGAAUCCCAAUGUCGAGUGUGGUUGGUGGGCGGCCGCCGCGAUGGGGUCGGGGCUGGUCAAGAUCAUGGAUCUUGGGGUCGGAGAAUAA
Diaporthe citri is the source of this 2298-nucleotide messenger RNA. RefSeq lists its product as uncharacterized. Lineage: Eukaryota; Fungi; Ascomycota; Sordariomycetes; Diaporthales; Diaporthaceae. Gene Ontology annotation, biological process: transcription by RNA polymerase III. Gene Ontology annotation, molecular function: protein binding. The coding region runs from base 1 to 2298 and encodes 765 amino acids. Gene Ontology annotation, cellular component: transcription factor TFIIIC complex. The transcript is spliced from 2 exons. The record is from RefSeq and is a predicted model, not a curated record.